Vidua chalybeata is the source of this 1072-nucleotide messenger RNA. It is a transcript of the gene CFAP77, whose product is annotated as cilia and flagella associated protein 77. The transcript is spliced from 6 exons. NCBI's taxonomy places the organism in Eukaryota, Metazoa, Chordata, Aves, Passeriformes, Viduidae. Bases 195 to 905 code for a protein of 236 amino acids. The record is from RefSeq and is a predicted model, not a curated record.
GACGCCGCCGCGCGCGCCGCGAGUUCGGUGGGAGAAGCGCGGCACCGGCACCGGGCCCGUGCAGAGACCCCGCAGCGGCACCGGCACCGCCGAGACAGCCCCGGCACCGGCACCGCCGAGACCCGCCCCCCCGGCACCCGGACCGGGACUGGGACCGCCCAGAGACCCCCGGCCCGGGACCGGCCCCCCGCGCCAUGGCGGGCGGCACGGCGGGGCCCCGGCGGCGGCCGAUGGCCUUGGCCGAGGCGGGUCCGGGCACGGAGAACGAGCGGCUGGGGUUGAUCCGGCUCAGCAUGCUGCGCAACCCGCUCAUCAUCAAGCCAGAACUUGGAAAGCCCAUGAGAAACUGCUACUCCCUGCCAGGCCCUGGUUUUACCUAUGGAAUACACAUGCACAAGAGAGAUGGAGGAGUCCCUGAAGCCAUAGGCCACUGGGAUUCAGUGAAGGCCAAGCCUCGUAAAAGGAUCAUGCCCCGAGACUUCGUGGCCAUGGGCCGUGCGGCUGUGGAUGAAGGCUGCACCACAGCCCGCCAGUUUGCUCUCUACUACAAGUACACGGACAUCCGCUGCAAAGACAAGGGGAUUCUCAGAUAUGGGGGCAAGGUGCCUCCAGGCAUGACUUUCGGCAGGCCACCACGGCCUUCCACUCCCUUUUUUGACCUCAUGCAACACAGAUACAAGGAACUGUGGAUGGAGGAGCAGAGAGCCCGGACUGUUGUCCAGCACGUGGUGAAGAAAAAGAUCGGCGAGGUGCGCGGGAACCGCACCACGUUCCUGCGCACGCACCCGCGGCCGGUGAAGGAGGAGUCCUUCUGGCACCCACAACGCUUCGAGAAGGUUGAGCCUCAUCUCAGGACUUUUCCAGACCCUGAAUCCCGCAAAAAGGCUCUCAGUGCCUCCCACUGAGGAGUGCCUGUGAGCUGUCCCCUUCCCAGAGGGCCCCCACAGCAAGGACGGUGCUGGGCACAGCCCUUGGACCCUGGGAUUCCACAUGCAACAGACUUUCUCUCAGGUUUUACAGAGUUAUGCUAAUGCAGAUAUAGCCAAAUAAAUCAUAAAAAUAAGAGGAACAA